Castor canadensis (American beaver) is the source of this 2305-nucleotide messenger RNA. It is a transcript of the gene Grhl3, whose product is annotated as grainyhead like transcription factor 3. The record is from RefSeq and is a predicted model, not a curated record. Gene Ontology annotation, biological process: regulation of transcription by RNA polymerase II. Gene Ontology annotation, molecular function: DNA-binding transcription activator activity, RNA polymerase II-specific; RNA polymerase II cis-regulatory region sequence-specific DNA binding. NCBI's taxonomy places the organism in Eukaryota, Metazoa, Chordata, Mammalia, Rodentia, Castoridae. Gene Ontology annotation, cellular component: nucleus.
AACAGCUGCACCUGUUGAGGUAUACCUGCAGUCGCUGGCACCUGUACCUGCAGCCAAUCAGAGCCAGCGCUGCCGGGAACCUACUGUCAGCAAAAUCCCGACAACCAAACCUCAACAUAAAUCAAACACUUCCCUGGGCAGGGAAUGUCAGGCAAGAAUUAGAGACCACCGGUCAGCAGAGCCUCACUGCCGAUCGUCGGAGCCUGGGAGCAGGAAGAUGUCGAAUGAACUUGAUUUCAGGUCUAUGAGGUUGCUAAAGAAUGAUGCAAUCAACUUUCAGAAGUUUCCCUACACGAAUGAGGAUGAGGCCUGGAAGACGUACCUGGAAAACCCCUUGACAGCUGCCACCAAGGCCAUGAUGAGGGUCAAUGGAGACGAUGACAGUGCUGCGGCCCUGGGCUUCCUCUAUGAUUACUACAUGGGCCCCAAGGAGAAGCGGAUCCUGUCCUCUAGCACGGGCGGUCGGAGUGACCAAGGAAAGAGGCACUAUCAUGGCAUGGAGUACGAGAUGGACCUUGCCCCGCUCGAAAGCCCCACGCAUCUCAUGAAAUUCCUGACAGAGAACGUGUCUGGAAGCCCAGACUACCCAGACCUGCUCAAGAAGAAUACCCUGAUGAGCCUGGAGGCAGCCGGGCCUACCCCUGGCAAGGCAGCACCCCUCCCUCCAGCCCCCAGCAAACUAGAAGCCAGCUCUGUGGACAGCUACCUCUUGCCCACCAGCGAUAUGUAUGACAACAGCUCCCUCAACUCCUUGUUUGAGAGCAUUCAUGGAGUGCCACCCACACAGCGCUGGCAGCCAGACAGCACCUUCAAGGAUGAUCCACAGGAGUCGCUGCUCUUCCCAGAUAUCCUGAAAACAUCUCCAGAACCCCCAUGUCUAGAGGACUGCUCUACACUCAAGAGUGACUUUGAGUACACCCUGGGCUCCCCCAAGGCCAUUCACAUCAAGUCAGGGGAGUCGCCCAUGGCCUACCUCAACAAGGGCCAGUUCUAUCCUGUUACCCUGCGCACCCCAGCAGGUGGCAAAGGCCUUGCCCUAUCCUCCAACAAAGUCAAGAGUGUGGUGAUGGUCGUGUUUGACAAUGAGAAGGUCCCAGUGGAACAGCUGCGGUUCUGGAAGCAUUGGCACUCCCGGCAGCCCACGGCCAAGCAGCGGGUCAUCGAUGUGGCGGACUGCAAAGAGAACUUCAAUACUGUGCAGCACAUCGAGGAGGUGGCCUACAAUGCUCUGUCCUUCAUGUGGAAUGUCAAUGAGGAGGCCAAGGUGUUCAUUGGAGUCAACUGCCUGAGCACAGACUUCUCCUCACAGAAGGGGGUGAAGGGUGUCCCCCUGAACCUGCAAAUUGACACCUAUGACUGUGGCUCAGGUGCUGAGCAUCUGGUACACCGUGCAGUCUGCCAGAUCAAGAUCUUCUGUGAUAAGGGUGCUGAGAGGAAGAUGCGGGAUGAUGAGCGGAAGCAGUUCCGGAGGAAAGUCAAGUGCCCGGAUUCCAGCAAUAGUGGCAUCAAGGGCUGCCUGCUGUCUGGCUUCAGGGGCAAUGAGACCACCUAUCUGCGGCCUGAAGCCGACUUGGAGACUCCACCUGUGCUGUUCAUCCCCAAUGUGCACUUUUCCAGCCUGCAGCGCCCUGGAGGGGCUGUCACCUCGGCAGGACAUGGCAGCUCCGACAGGCUGCCCCUAAAGCGUACCUGUUCACCUCUUGCUGAGGAGUUUGAGUCUCUACCUGCCAAACAGGCCAAGGAAGCCAACCUCCAGAGAGUUCUGUUGUAUGUGCGGAGGGAGACAGAGGAGGUGUUUGAUGCUCUCAUGUUGAAGACCCCAGACUUGAAGGGGCUGAGGAAUGCGAUUUCAGAGAAGUACGGGCUCCCUGAAGAGAACAUUUACAAAGUCUACAAGAAGUGCAAGCGGGGAAUUCUGGUCAACAUGGACAACAACAUCAUUCAGCACUACAGCAACCAUGUGGCCUUUCUGCUGGACAUGGGUGAGCUGGACGGCAAGAUUCAGAUCAUCCUGAAGGAGUUGUGAGGCCUAAACUUGAACCCUUGAGCCCUAGUGGGCUCCAGGCCAGGAGCCAGCUGGGAAGUGGCCCACGUCACACACAACCUCUCCACGUGCCUCAGUGCUGCUACUUGAGUGGCUUCCUUGAGAGAAGAGGUCCUCGAGCCACAACCCAACCUUCCCAUAUCAGGGCCAAGAAGGGACCUUAGCGGGCUCCUGAUCUGAACCCUAUCUCUGCUUGAGUCCACUCCGAGCUUCCUGCUAGCACCUGCCCACGAGAGACGAUGCAUCUGGGUCAACACAGAC